AUGCUCGCGCACCCGCUCUACCAGACACCCGCCGCCACGCGCACCGCACCCACUCCGCCGCCUCCAGAUGAGCUGCCCAAGACAACCAAGGAGGAGGCGCUGGCCAAGGGUCGCAUCGUGUUCGGGUCACGCCUGGCCGGGCCGACGGAGCGCAAGGAGAAGCGCGACCGGGCGAGCAAGAUGAUCGCGGGAGUGCAGGUCCCACCCAAACCGGAAGAGCCUGAUAAUUGCUGCAUGUCCGGUUGCGUAAACUGCGUUUGGGACGUCUACGGUGAAGAGCUGGAAGAGUGGGCACAGGCCAGCGCCGAGGCGAAGGCGAGAAUCAGGGCGCAACAGACAGAGAAAAGACUUAAAGGGCAAGGCACGGGUGGUAUGGUGGCAGCGGAGGGGACACCGGCGCAUGUUGCGAGCUCCAUGGACGAUGACGGCGGCGGAAGCGAAACGAAUUGGAGCAUCGACUUGGAAGAAUUGGGCGGCUUGGACGAUACACAGCCCGAGAGGCCAACAGAAGAAGAGCUGUGGAAGAAUAUUCCCGUCGGUAUCAGGGAGUUCAUGAAGACAGAGAAGAGGCUGAAGGAGCAACACGCUCACGAAGAAGCGCACGUUUGA
Messenger RNA from Lasiodiplodia theobromae, 609 nucleotides. RefSeq names its product Oxidoreductase. Bases 1 to 609 code for a protein of 202 amino acids. The record is from RefSeq and is a predicted model, not a curated record. NCBI's taxonomy places the organism in Eukaryota, Fungi, Ascomycota, Dothideomycetes, Botryosphaeriales, Botryosphaeriaceae. The transcript has a single exon. Gene Ontology annotation, cellular component: mitochondrion.